AUGGUUUGGAAAAAAACAACUGGUUAUGUUCCAUUUUUUGGCGUUAAAGUAUAUGAUGAAUAUGAUGGACGUCGAUCAAAAUGGCAAAAAACUAAAAUGGAAAAGGCAAUAGUUUGUUAUAUAAAUGGAGUUCGAUCAAUUGAAAAAGCUCUUGCUACAUUUGGUAAAGAUGGUCACUUUCAAAGUUGGUAUUGUUUAGCUUGCAAACUUCAUUUACUAUCAGAUUGGUUUCAAUUAUUGAGUCAAUGUAGUGAUGCAUGUCUACAACAAUUUUAUGAUCCAUUGAACAAUUGUUUCCGUCAAGAAAAACUUAAUCAAUUUAUUGUUAAUAUUUUGCAGCCUCUUAAAGAGUUUGAUUUUUCUCAUUUGGAACCAGCAUUGCGAAAAGGACUUUCUGGUGUUUAA
Rotaria sp. Silwood1 is the source of this 405-nucleotide messenger RNA. The record is from the annotation of a GenBank genome assembly. NCBI's taxonomy places the organism in Eukaryota, Metazoa, Rotifera, Eurotatoria, Philodinida, Philodinidae.